CGAGUAGCAUCGAGCAGGUGACUGAAGGUCAACUGCGGGUUCAAGCUGAGUUUGAAACUACCGAAGUUCGACGACACAAGAAAUGAGUGUGAAAGUGUAGGUUAAUUGAGAAGAAAGUGAUAUUUCUUGGAAACAUUGUUAUUUUGUCAAUGUCACACCUGUCAACCACACCUGAACGAUUCAGGCGCAGAGAGAGAGAGAGCUCAGGGCCAGGACAAAUGUUGAAUUCAGCUUUCUGGGAGCAUGAGGCUUACAGGAGGCAGCCUCAUGCCUGAUGUCACAGUCCUUGCCCAUGUCAUCUCUCACAGUGUCAUUUGGCCCCACCCUGUAGCCUUCAGCACCUCCCCAGCUUGUGUUGUCUCCCUCAUCGUUGAACACUACUCAUGCGCCAAUCUGUGCUGCACAAGUUUAUCCUUUGCACCAGGAUGAAGUUCUGGUACCGGUUUCUGAUUCUGGGCUCUGCCAUCUUCAUGAUUGGUACCUUGUACUACUACAUGCUUUUAGAUAGCAGUCUUGAAGCUAGCCAUGACCGUCGCAGAGCUCUGGAAUCACAUCUUAGUUCAUCUUAUCUCAAGAAUUUGUUUAAGAGCUUCUCCAUGGAGCUGGACCCAGAAGUUUGUAGCAUGAAGCCACAUCAUCAGGCCCACAGGCAUGGAAACAUCUCCACCCUGGAUGUGUUCCAAGAGACCAGUUUCAAUUUGCAAACAGAUGGAAUGUACGAGCUGGCUUCACCACCACCAGACUACCCAAAGAAGGAGGAGUUAGAUGACCUUGAGGAUCUGCAAGUCAUCAUCAUGCCUCAUUCUCAUGUUGACCCUGGCUGGCUCAAGACGACCAAUGAGUACUACACUGAUAAAACCAAACACAUCCUCACCAACAUGGUCAACAAACUGACGGAGCAUCCAGACAUGAGCUUUGUGUGGGCUGAGACCAUUUACUUUGCCAUGUGGUGGAAUGAACUGGAAGAUGCUGUUAAGGUUCACGUCAGGCGACUGGUACGCAGAGGACAGCUGGAGAUUGCACUGGGUGGUUGGGUCAUGCCAGAUGAAGCAUCCACACAUUAUGUGUCUGUGAUUGAUCAGCUUAUCGAGGGGCAUCAGUGGCUUUGGGAGAACCUCCGCAUCAAGCCACUUAACAGCUGGUCCAUCGAUCCCUUUGGAUACUCUGGUACAGCACCAUACUUAUGGAAACUGGCUGGCAUGGAGAAUAUGGUGAUUCAGCGAGUGCACCAGUCUGUCAAGGCUUCACUCAUCUCUCAGAAAAGCCUGGAGUUCUGGUGGCGUCAGUUCUGGGACAAAAGUGGAGACACUUCCAUCCUUUGUCACAUUAUGCCCUACAUGCUUUACAGUAUCAAGUUCUCCUGUGGCCCCAAUCGCUUCAUUUGUCUCUUGUUUGACUUUCGAUCCAUACCUGGAGACAUCUCUGACAGUCGUGCCCAUGCCAUCACAGAGGAAAAUGUGGAAAAGUUUGCGGAGUAUAUGUACCAACAGUUUCGACAAAAGUCACGUAUUUACAAGUACAACACCAUCUUGGUUCCAGUAGGGGAUGACUUCCGGUUUGACCAUGAGCUAGAGUGGGAACAGCAGUAUGGAAACUAUAGCAGGCUAAUGAAGUACAUGAAUGGCCGCAAGGACUGGAAAGUGAACAUUCGCUUUGGCACACUUAAGGAUUAUUUUAAACUCACUCGACAGGAGCAGCUAGAGAAGAAGUAUUCUGGGAAAGACACUGACUUUCCUGUUCUGUCUGGCGACUUCUUUCCGUACUCUGACCGCAACCUGGAGUACUGGACUGGCUACUAUUCUACUCGGCCCUUUGACAAACGUUUCCAGAGAGAGGUGCAGGGGAUGAUACAAGCAGCUGACAUGGCUCUUACAUUCACACUCGCUCUCUACAAACGCUGGGAAUUGGAAAUGCAAGAGAAAUUUUUCCACUUUUCAUCUCUCAUGCAGACAGCACACCGUGCGCAAGCUCAGUUUCUGCACCAUGAUGCCAUCACAGGCACAUCCAAAGACUUUGUGGUGGUCGACUUUGAGGAGCAGUUACUGAAUGCCUACAACUCCUCACAGUCUGUUAUGAAGAUGGCACUUCAAGCUUUGAUCACAAAGGGGAAGGUAGAAAAACCAUACGUCUUUCACCCAGAAACGGUGCGUCAACGAUAUAAUGAACCACCUACAAAGAUGGUUAUUCCUGUAAGUAAGGGGGGCUCACAUCUGUUUGUAUUUAAUCCACUGCCACAGUACCGACAACAACCUGUGCACAUCUUGGUCAACAAAGAAAAAUUUAUCAUCAAAGACCAGAUGAGAGAAAUUGUUCCUUGUCAAAUUAACCCUGUCUGGGAUGAUGAAGACAGCACCACAGUUCGUGCUGAUGUGUUUGAGGUCAUUUUUAUAGCAGAUUUGCCUCCCUUGGCCACUGUACCCUUCAUGGUGUUUGAAGAGGACGUUCUGCCCAAAACAUCAAAUCCAGCAAAAAUCUGGGUGUUCAAUGAGGAGACGCUGGUGGUUCCCUCUGGGACUCUUUUUUUCCGGAACAAACCACAAAAAGAUGUUACACAAGCCAUUGUGAUUGAGAACAACCAGCUGCAACUGCGCGUUGCCCCAGAUACUGGUAUGCUGCUCGACCUGCUGGAUAAAAGCACAGGCAACAUAACCAAGCUAAACAUGGAACUUGGUGUCUACACUUCUCAGGGCAGUGGGGCCUAUCUGUUUUUUCCCAGCUCCGGUGCCUCACCAAUGAUAAGCAACAUUCCAUUAAUUCGGGUGGUAGAAGGCCCACUAGUGACUCAACUGACUGUAGUUUACGAGCCAUAUAUUCAUCAGACAUUCACUCUCUACUCCCACCCAACUCUUUUGGCCUCUGCUGUGCACAUUCGUAAUGACCUUAGCAUCCAGACCCUCAAAAAUCGGAGAAUUAUGAGACUUAAAACAGACCUUCGUUUGAAACAUCCUGAAUAUUUUUCUGAUCAAAAUGGCUUUCAGUUCAUGCGCAGAAGGACUAAUUCCAACAAUCGAAUUGAAGCCAACUACUACCCCAUGACAACAGGGGCUUUUCUUGAUGAUGGUGUUCACAGGGUGACUUUGAUGGCAGGCCAACCCCAUGGUGUGGCAGGACUGGAACCUGGGUGGCUGGAAGUAAUGUUGGAUAGACAGUUGUUAAAUGAUGACAACCGGGGACUUGGACAGGGCGUUGAAGACAACAAAAAGGUGACAAGUGAGUUCAUUCUUCUAGUCGAGACACGAACACAGAGGUCUUCCUUGUCCCAAGCCCACUAUGCAUUUCUGUCACUUAAUAGUGUUUCACUUAGUGAUAGAUUGCAGCAGCCUCCACAGGUUUUCUACAGCCUCAUUGAGGCAGACAUUUUCUUUGCAAGUGUGAUUCCAACCAAAGUAGCCUUGCCAUGUGAUGUGUCUUUGCUAAGCAUGCGAAGUCUGGCUACUGGAAAUCUACUGUAUAAUGGAACAAGUUUCAUCCUGCAUCGCAGAGCUUAUGACUGUGAUUUUCCUGGCCAUGACCUCCAGUGCUCCGUCUCAGGCCAGCCAGUCACAUUUGACGCCUUCUUCUCAGAACUGGGCUUGAGUCAGCAAGGCAUCAGGGAGACCAGCCUUACCCAUUUACAUCAUAAACGAUCUUUGAGUCCGAAAGAGCCCCUGACCUUGUCACCAAUGCAGAUUGCUGCAUUCCAUCUCUGGUUCUGAUUGUCUCAUCUUUCCUUAAUUGUGUGUCUGAGACAUUUCAACUGGUUUGUCUCUCAUUUGUGUGAGGUAUGACCAGCAGGAUUGUCACUUUUGUGUGACUAUGAUAUUUUCCUGUAUUUUUCUUAGCAUCAUGAAGAAUUUGAGACAGUUGAGACACUAUAAAACUCCUUAAAUAUGCACAGCUUUUGUGUUUGGUUGCCUGAUUAUUCCAUCAGGAAGCACCACUUAAAAAAUAUAAUAAAUAUAUGUUCCUGUGCUGAAAAAACUUAACUUUUGUUUCAUCAAUAGCCAAUAGGGAUGUUUGGAUAACAACAGAUCAGUUUUGCUAGGCUGUCCUGUUUUUGAUAUUUUUAUUUUACAUCCCUCAGAAAAAAGCCAUGUAUUUAUUUCAGCUAAGAGGUGAGGAGAUUUUAAUACAUGAUGUAGCCCAAAACUGCAUCCCAAAGAUUUACAUGAUAAGUCAAACUGAUCAAGUGGAGAGAGAACCUUUUGAAAGGAGUUAUUUGUACUUAAGGGUACAUAUGUACAGCCACUUAAAGGCACACUCCAUUCAACUAGGAAGUUGGGCUGAGAUGAUAGAUGACCAUGUGCUGAAUCAUUUGCACUCACAGUUUUGGGUUUCUAAAGAGCUGUUCAUUUACAGUCAUAUCCAAACAGCUCCGGUCCACUUGAUGAAUGCUGCCUUUUUCUGUUGUCAGCUGACAUCUUUUCAACACAAAUGUUCGCUGUCAGUCUCCUAAGUGUGUUUGUAAGAAUGCUGGCAUUUUAGAUUUGGAGAUUGUGCCAUAGCCUUUCAAACAGAACAUGGUGAGGAAAAAAAAUUGAGCAAACUGGAUAAUUUUGGCAUUGCAAACAGUAACAGAGUUUCUGUCUAGAAAAGCUGCAACACAGAGUUCUAUCACGACACCAGUAACAGUUUCAAGCAUGACAAACAGUAAUUUUUGCAGAUCCUAGUUUUAGAAAUGACAGUAAUUGGUUAUUUUAAAAAUUAGAAGCAGAAAAAGUUUAGAAACUUAUUUAAGCCCAACUUGCUUGUUCACUUGCCUUUCUCCCUAAAGACCAUGCCUCAUGCAAUAUCACGCUCUAAACACUCCAUUUGUAGAAAUAUUUAACCAUUGAGAAUCAAAAAUUGAAAAAAAAAAGAACGUUUUUCAAGAAAUUGUCAGUUGCAGCUUACCUGUACAGAAGCUGUCAUGACAGAAGUAUAGGGGUGUGCCACUUCUUAUCAAACUUUACCCUUUUGCAUGGUUGACCAAAGAACAGGAAAUGUCAGAUGUCACAAGUGCUAAUAAAAGCUGCUGGAUAGCAUAACCUUAUUUCCCAACUAAUGCAUAUUUUGUGCAUUACUUAGACGACUAGUUGUAGCAUACUGCCCUAAACUCAGUCACUUGCCGUCAGUAUUUUGCACCAGAGUGUUUGAAAAGUUCGAAGAUUUAUGAAUUUUACUUGAAACUUUCCUACCCAGGUAGCAGGUACAUGAUUAACCUUUUGGAUGGGGUGUGCUUUUUGUUUGCUUCCUGGGUGGUCCAGUGGCGCAAAAGUUAGUGUUUGUCACCAACACAGUGAAGAUUGCUGUCCUGGGUUCAGCUCUGGUCUCGGGCACGCUGUUCUUUCUCUGCACGUGGCAUCUGUUUACAGGGCUAACAGGGAUAUUAGUCGCUGGCUCGGGGUAAACACCAAUCCCUCACCCUGUUUGCUUCCUGACCUAUUUCAUCUCCCCACCUACUACUAAUCAGUCAACACUUUAAACAAGUGAGUGGGAACAGGUGUGUGGAGGUAGCCUAUCUCAUCCUGUUACCAUAGGAUGUCUGAGAGUCUAGUGCAGCCCAAACCUUUAGCAUCUGUUCUCAUUGUGUGUGAGUUGGAGGGAGCAGGGUUGGGGUUGCAUCUAUUUUAUGACAAUGCAGAUACACACCAUUUCUCAAAUACGACACCUUAUGACAGUGAAAGGGAAAAUUUCAAGGGACGAUAGUUCUGACUUUUAGAAGACAAGUAAUGAAGGGAUAGCUCAAGCAUCCACAUGGAGCCAGCAAGCAUACUUGAUCACAGGUGCAUCACAUAUUUUUUGUUACAUUGAUGCCAUGUCAAUUAUUGACCUGAAUAAUCUUCCCCUGAUCCAAGUGGUAGAUCAAACAUUGACAAUAAGAUCACAGAAGAGAUGCAAAUCCAUGCUGAGUGCUGGUUUGCAGAGAUGUAGGAGAAUCAUAUGCCUCUGCUGCAUCAUUGUGUGUAGCCACCUUGAGCCUGCCAAUGGUAAAUAUUAUUAUACAUAGCAAAUUACACGUAAAGACAAUGUAAAAGAUGAUUGUUUCAUGACUUGUGAUAUGCUUUUCCAAAAAAAGUCUGAAACACAUUCUUCCAGCAUUUAUUUAGAUAUAACCUCUUGCAGCAUUUAAUAAGAUAUAACUUCUCUUGUAGCAUUGACUGACUCACAAAAGACUUAACCAUUCACUCAGUCGUUCAAUUUUUUUUCAUCAUCCGCUAAUUUAGAUGCUUUGGUUUCUAAAAGUUUCUAAAAUAAAAAAAUAAAAUUAUCAUUAUUUAUUUUGUUUCUAAUAUAUUUUUAUAAAUCUAACUUUGUGAUUUUUAAGGCUAAAGAAUUUGUAUUUUGUUACCAAACCUACUAGUGAUUAAAUUCUGGAGGACGAAGAUUGAUGGAAUGUUAUACACGUCACAAACAACAGUCAUUGUGGGCAGCAGCAUCAUAAUGUAGCUCAACUUUACUGCACUCAAAAGGGAUUUUCCAACAUGCAUUGAUUACAUAUGCAGAAUGCAUAAUUUGCAACCAGAUAUUUCAUAUACAUGUCACAUAAGAUGCUCUCCUUACAUGUAUUUAUAUUUUGAGAGUAAAUAUACUUUGCCAUUAUAUAUUCAUAGCUAUAAAAAUGUUAACCAUUUGGAAUAGUCUUAGUAUUCCUUUAUCUAAUGAUGCACUGUUAUUAACAACACAUUUUUUUUAUUUCCGAAGUCCUUCUUUGAUAUAGCUUAGUCUCUUGUAACAACGAUAGGAUAUAAUAAUAAAGAGCAUUUAUAUAGCACCUUUCCAAAACUUUUUAUCUCAGAGUGCUUUACAUAAAUCAUGUAUAGACUAGAUCAUGAAGAACCAUGCACCCAUAUUAGCAUAUAACAGACAUGCUUGUGCCUACUAUAGACGCUUCAUACACAAAGUAAAUGCAGACACACAUCAUGCAUGAUCAGGGUCAGGACAGGGCCACAGUGAAGUCGUUCUGAAAAGAUGUGUUGGAUAGUUGUAAUUCACCAAUUAUUGGUUUAACAGCCAGAAAAGUUGUACUUUAGGGGAUAACAUUUCUUUUUUGAUUUAAAUUUGUGCAUCUAUGAAAGUAACAUUUUACCAAGAAUUCUAGCUGUUCUUUAAAUGUUAUUUCCAGGAGCACUACUCUGAACACAGUCCACUACUAACCUGUUCUCUCUCUCUACCCUUCUUUUUAUAUCUCAUUUUUAGUGUAAUUAAUCUUGAUUAGUUCUGUUGACAUUUAUGUUGACUAUUUUGUUAGCUUAUUUUUUGUUUUUCUUACCUCAUGCUCAUCAUUUGCCAUUUUCUGUUCCUUCAUGGAUCAUAAAUUUAGUUUUUUAUCAAACACUGAGCACACGUUCCUAUAUGAGUACCAUCUGUUCUAUGUAAAUUACACACAAUCAUUUCUAACACCAGGGUGACGAGUGGGAAAUUUAAGUAGUCUUCAGAAAUUAGGGAUAAACUUUGCUAGACUUUGCUAGACAAAGAAUCAAAGGAAAAUUAAGUUGGGUGUCAGAGAUGACUGAAUUUACAUUUUUCAGCUAUUCCACUGUAAUUCUUUCAUUUAGCCUUUAACAAGCUUUAACAUCACCUGUUUGAUUUGAAAUAUACUAUAUUAUUGAUCUCGAAGAAACUGCUUAAAACUGUUCCAGAUGUUCAGCAUUGUUGGUGGCUUCGGUGUCUGUGCCUGAAGCUGCUUGAGACGUUUAUCCAAAUAAUACUAUUUUAUUAUGAUUUUGCAUGUGUGUAUUAUUUUCUUGCAAGAAAAUACUUAUUUGAAUGAAAAUAUUUUUUAGCAGUUUGUUGAAAAGGGCUGUUUUUAGCAGCGAAAUAUGAAUUCCGCUGUUUACAGUGUAAAUCUACAUCAAGCAGUCAUGUGGCAUUGGUUGCCAUUUUUUAUUUGUAUUUUGGAUGUUGAAAAUGAAUUUUUAGAAGCAGGAUAUAAUUUGGAUUUAAGAAAAUCGUUUUUAAUUUCUGUGUAUUUCCCAACCUAUAUCAAUUUCAUCAAAAUUAGUGAGGUCAUGCAUGAAAUACAUGGACUAUUUAUUGAUGUAUACCUCUGAACCUCAGCCUGAAACUGUUGCAGAGUUAGUCCAUUCCAGUUUUAUCUUGCAUUUGACCAGUUGUCUGCUUCUGGCAACUGUAAAUAUGUUGUAGCUCACUGUCCUUUGUGAUUAUUGCAGUUACACAUAUGAAGGCAAAACAUCACUAAGAUCAUUAAGAUUAUGUUAUCAUCAGUUAGGUAAAUUCCAAUGUGCUGCUUGGUGUAUGUGUUCAUGCAACAUCAUCAUAGUUUUUUAUUUAAUCUUUUUCUUUUCCAAUCCUUAUCCUUAUAGAUCAUAUAUUCUUCGAACAAAGAAGAAUAUAUAUUGUACAGUGUAUGUUAACAGGCUCAGUAUGUCAACUUAGAUUGGACAGUUCAUGAACAAAUAGCACAUUCACAGGCUUUAAGAGGAUGUAGAUCAGUUUAGUAGAUCAAUUCAUCCUUAUUUUGUCUGUCCACAUUUCUCUUUCAUGUGCGGUUUGCAUAUUUCAGGUCUUGCCAGAAAGAACAUGUGUAUUUAUUGGUUCCUGCCCACAGUGGGUGCUCAAAUGGCUAUUACAUUUCUCAUUACUUCUGUGGGUCAGAUGAAGACCAAAAUUUCACUGUACUUUGCCCACAGGCAGGCUGAACCAGAGUUUAAGCAGGCAUCGUAUUGCAAGCAGUGAUCCCCAUGUCUGACCUUCAUCAUUUCAGCAGAUGUUGCAUAGCUUGGCUUGCACGGGAACCACUCAAGAAGCUCAAGUUGUAUAUUUCCUGAUCUCUCCGACAAGAGGCUGACACAAAGGCCCACGACUAACAGAGAUGGCAGAUACACAGUACGCUGGCAUUGUGUAAAGUGUACAUAUUGUAUAUAAGGCUCAUAAGAUGCAGAUGGCAGUACAAAGAAUUCAGUGAUAUUGUGUGAAGGUAAUGGGGGAAGAAAGAGCAAAUGAAUGUGAAUGUAUGCAGAUACGGAACUUCACUGCAGCUCCGCUGUACAGAACACAAAUACUGAAACCAGGAUGGUGUACAUAAACAGAAGCCUGUAGGGUGGGGGGGCCUGGGUGUGCACCUAUGUGUGUGUGUGUGUGGCUUACCUUGCAGGUUAUGUAUAGAUAGUUGUGCCAACAGUUAUGGUUCAAAUAUCCCUCUUGGACAAAGUGUAUAUUUGUACACAUCAGGAAAACACAGAUUGUGUUUGCUUCUUAGUGAUCGAGUUGACAUCUGCUUUGGUCCAGUAUAGCAUAGAGGGUUGUACUGCUAGACACCGCUUGCUAUCCUGACUGUACUGUGCAUGUGGGGUAGGGGCGAGAGAAAAUAUUUUGCAGAAUAAAAGCCAGACUAUUUAGUGGGCCAUAAGAAUAUCUUAAGCCCAAACUAUAUACACACUUUGCAUAUAAUUAUAUUGUUUGGAGUUUGAAACUAUGUGGAUUUGUGAACAGUCUUUGCCAGUUUAAUUUUUUUUUUACCAGAAUUACUCCACAAUACACCAUGUAAAUAAGUGAUAAGAAAGGAUACAUCUUACAUUUUUAUGUGGAGUAUUUAGAAAUUGUCUUCAUUUUGCUAUCAACCCUGUUUCAGUCUAAAACAUUGUUUAUAUAUUUUGUUUUUUCAUAAAUUUAAUAUUUACAUUUUGAGUCUCUCAUUUUAAGAAAAAUUUUUUUGGUUUCGUUUGUAAUUGAAUAAUGGCUGUUAACCAUGACAGAAAAGCUGUCAUUUGCUUUGACAUGUUGGCAAUGUUACCUGACACAUGACUGUCCCAUCACACACGGUGUUCAUUAUAGUGUUGACUAUGAUGCUGAGCUGUUGUCACCUGCAAGUGUUCACACAUUGGCUGAUAUUUUGUAUGGCAUAUAUUGAGAAUCUCCUACAAGGCUUGCCAUGUUUAAUGGUAUGUGCAAGUGCAGAAGUAAUGUAUCCAGCCUUUCUCAACUGUAGCUAUUUUGUUAAGUUUGACUGCUGUCCCCUGUCAUUCCAGAUAACUCUUUCAUGUGCAGUAUUAUUUUCCAAGUUCAGCCCAGAGGCAGCAUGUAGUUGAAAUGUAGUCACGGUUGGUCAAACGAUGCUUGAUGUAUACAUACAGUCUUAGAGACUUCCUUCUAGUCUUGAGGAAUGUUUUAUGCAUGUGCACAUAUGCUUACAGAGUCCACAUCUUGUAGUAGUGUUACCCGAGUGGGGUAAUCAAAAGCCACUUGCAUACUGAGUCUUUGUCUAUAGCUGCUUUCUCAGUAGAAAGAGAUGAAUUUAAUACCAAUGAAGCUGUCACGAAUGAACAAAUAUCAGAUAUGAAAAGACAAGUAGUGUCUCAAAGGAAGGCAGCAAAGAGACACACAAGAGAUGACAGUGUCAGAACCUAAAAUACCCGAGUUUUUAUAGAAGACUGGGCGGCUUUGUGUAGGAAUGCAUGUUAGUUACUGCAGACAGGAGAGAAUCGAGGUCCUAUGAUGGAGGUUUGUCAGAUGCAGGUGAGUAAAAGUGAGAAAGGGAUAAGUUUUUCUGAAGACACACCAGAGGUCCAGAUGGAGGUGGUUUUUACAUUGUAGAUAGCUGAAUGUUUUGUUCCUGCCGGUGCAUGCUGCUCUACUUGUUUACCUGUAUCAGUCAUGUAAUCUGUCAGUAAUACAAGAUCAUAGCUAUGUAUGAUAAUACAGGAAAAAAUGUUGGCCACACAGCCAAGAAUAUUGUUCUACGUUUUUACAACACAAGGCAAAAAGCAACCUGAUGGAAAACAGAAAUCUCCACAGAUGUUGUCAGUUUCUGUUUGAAAUAAUAUGUGACGAUGAUAAACUUGAAGACCAAAGUGUGACGUGAUUACAAAUUAUUUGUAAUGCACAAUAUAUGUUGUUCAGUAUCAUACCAUUAGCAGUUCUUGUGUAUGCUUGCACGUAUGUUCUUGUCACCAAUGUAAAGCAAGGCAUUUGAAUAACUGGAAAGUUCAUAUCUAUAUAGACAAAUUUUUGUAAUUCCUUUGGCCAUCAGCUUUUUUGGAUUUCGGGAUAGAAUUUAAUGAAAGAAUUAUAGUAUCCAAAAUUGCCAGAUUCCAUGUUUUCCCUCAGUGUAUGAAAACCCUUUUAUCUGCUCACAUAAAAUGUACACAGAGGUUAUAAGGCUGGAAAUGUGAAAUCUCUCCCUCAUGCAGUUCUUUGCUAUUAUCUGGUGUGGUGGCUGGAUCGCUCCAUGUCUUUAGUCACAAGUACAAAGCAAAGAAACAUGGGUAGUGACAAGAUGGUAGACGGGAGUCACUUCUGUUCACAGGGAUAUUGUACAAGUUGUUUUGUUGUGGAGCCACGUGUCCUCUUUUGCAUUGCUUUCAUUGGUUCAGUUGCUUACCCUUGCUUGUCAAGGGCAGGACGAUUUCUAUGACAAGUUCUGAUAAAAUUUAUCUAAUUUUGGGGAAUGUAAUUUCACGAAUUUUCAUGAUUGCCAGGUAAUGUGUUUUUGUUUGGGCUUUUAUUUUCGGGUGCUCUUUUGUUGCCUGCAUGUCACUUAAGCGACUUGAUCCUGGUGCCAUAUUUCCACUAGUGUGUCUUCUACAUAUGUGCUUCCAUAUCAACUUUCCUUUUCACUAACCUACAAUUUUUUUCUCAAAUCAUCAUUUUCAAGGAAUUUAAACGUUAACAAAAAGACAUUAUCCCUUAAAAUUGUUAAUUUUUGGUGCUUAGAAUGUUCUACAGAAUUUUGUAUGUCUUUGAGUUUUCUGCACGUUAUUUGGUUACUAUGAAAUAAAGAGAUUUGUGAUAAGAAUUAA
This is a messenger RNA of Pomacea canaliculata, 11720 nucleotides long. RefSeq names its product alpha-mannosidase 2-like. The record is from RefSeq and is a predicted model, not a curated record. Gene Ontology annotation, cellular component: Golgi membrane. Gene Ontology annotation, biological process: protein deglycosylation; N-glycan processing; mannose metabolic process. Gene Ontology annotation, molecular function: alpha-mannosidase activity; carbohydrate binding. NCBI's taxonomy places the organism in Eukaryota, Metazoa, Mollusca, Gastropoda, Architaenioglossa, Ampullariidae.